Molecule: messenger RNA, 969 nt
Organism: Striga hermonthica
Lineage: Eukaryota; Viridiplantae; Streptophyta; Magnoliopsida; Lamiales; Orobanchaceae
Source: the annotation of a GenBank genome assembly
AUGAAAAUCGGAAGAGGAAGAAGGGUUAAGAGGCGGCUAUAUUCGAGUUUCCAAGCUACUUGGGGAUGGGGUGAGCUCCGAGGCACUCUGCGGGCCACCUACGAGGACAACGAGGCUGUUCACUUGGUCAUGGAGCUGUGCGAGGGAGGGGAGCUUUUCGACAGGAUAGUGGCGCGUGGACACUACAGCGAGAGGGCCGCAGCGGCAGUGGCGAAGACGGUGGCGGAGGUGGUGAGGAUGUGUCACCAUAACGGGGUUAUGCAUCGUGACUUGAAGCCGGAGAAUUUCUUGUUUGCGAACAAGAAGGAGAAUUCGGCUCUCAAAGCGAUUGAUUUUGGGCUCUCAGUGUUUUUCAAGCCUGGUGAAAGGUUUUCUGAGAUCGUGGGGAGUCCUUACUAUAUGGCACCGGAAGUUCUGAAAAGAAACUAUGGACCUGAAGUCGACAUUUGGAGCGCCGGUGUGAUUCUUUAUAUUUUGUUAUGUGGGGUUCCUCCCUUCUGGGCUGAAACCGAGCAAGGCGUUGCUCUAGCAAUUUUAAGGGGAGCAAUUGAUUUCAAGAGGGAACCAUGGCCUCAAGUUUCAGAUAGUGCAAAAAGUCUCGUUAGGCAGAUGUUAGAGCCCGAUCCCAAAAGGCGUUUGACAGCCCAGCAAGUGCUCGAUCACCCGUGGAUACAAAAUGCAAAGAAGGCAUCGAAUGUUCCCCUUGGAGAUAUUGUGAGGGCCCGACUCAAGCAGUUUUCUGUUAUGAAUAGAUUCAAAAAGAAAGCACUACGGUUAUGCUUCGGCCGCCACCACCACCUCCAAUUCGUCAAGCCGGAGGCUACCCAGCCGAAGGGCCUGAUGCAGGAUGAGCUAUUGGCCCUCCCGACAAUUGGGCGUCCAAUAAGAGCUUUUUAUAUUGGGAAAUUAUCCCAAAAAAUUGCAAUUAGAACUAUGGAAAUGGGUUUCAUUCCACAUAUUCUUGCAUAA